Messenger RNA from Trifolium pratense (red clover), 1283 nucleotides. RefSeq names its product ras-related protein RABA1b. Lineage: Eukaryota; Viridiplantae; Streptophyta; Magnoliopsida; Fabales; Fabaceae. The record is from RefSeq and is a predicted model, not a curated record. Gene Ontology annotation, cellular component: endosome. Bases 340 to 993 code for a protein of 217 amino acids. The transcript has 2 exons. Gene Ontology annotation, molecular function: GTP binding; GTPase activity.
GUGAGUAUCAAAAAAUUAGAUGACAUAUUAUUGCCUUAUUGGUCAUUUUUAAGUUUAACGGUAAGCAAAUAAAUCGUCACUGAUUAUUAAUUUAUUACCAAAAAUAUUUUAAAAAAAUAACUCAUCCACCAAUAAUAAUUAAUUCUCUUUUGACUCAAAUCACUAAUAAUCCGAUAAACCCACAAUUUCUCCGAUUUUUUUUGAAAUAUAAACAAAUAAAUACUUGCGGCGCUUUUUUGAACCAUUUCAACUCUCUUUUCUCUCUUUUUCUUUUCUCUCUCUUUUCUUUGUGAGUGAGCAAAGAAAGAGCACACAGAGCAGAUUCGAAGAAAACCAACAAUGGCGGGUUACAGAGCUGACGACGACUACGACUACCUAUUCAAGGUAGUUCUGAUCGGUGACUCCGGUGUUGGUAAAUCGAAUCUUCUUUCUCGUUUCACGAAGAAUGAGUUCAACCUUGAGUCCAAAUCUACCAUUGGUGUUGAAUUCGCUACUCGUACUUUAAAUGUUGAUUCUAAAGUCAUUAAGGCUCAGAUCUGGGAUACUGCUGGUCAAGAAAGGUAUCGUGCCAUCACCAGUGCUUACUACCGUGGGGCAGUUGGUGCACUUCUUGUAUAUGAUGUCACACGCCAUGCAACAUUUGAGAACGUCGACAGAUGGUUGAAAGAACUGCGAAACCACACAGAUUCCAACAUUGUUGUGAUGCUUGUCGGCAACAAAGCAGAUCUUCGUCACCUUGUAGCUGUAUCAACUGAAGAUGGGAAGUCUUAUGCUGAGAAAGAAUCACUUUAUUUCAUGGAAACCUCAGCUCUGGAGGCUACAAACGUAGAGAAUGCAUUCGCUGAAGUUCUGACUCAAAUCUACCAUAUUGUUAGCAAGAAAGCAGUAGAGGGUGCUGAAAAUGGAAACGCGUCUGUGCCGGCCAAAGGAGAGAAAAUAGAUAUUAAAAAUGAUGUUUCUGCCUUGAAGAGAGUUGGUUGCUGCUCAAGUUAAGAUUGGAAAACAUAAUUCAAUUGGUUGAUAUCGGAUUUGUUGUAUGUGUAAUAUUCUAAGAGAGAGAUACAAACUAGAAGAAGUCGAAAAAAUGUAAUUUAAUUUUUCAUAGCUUGUUAGACUCUUAUGUAAUCUUAAAAAACAAGUUUCAUGUUCCAAUAGGAGCUGACGGGAAACAAGGUUGUUGCUAUGAUAGUAUGCACUCUGUAGUGUUAUAGUUGUUUUUGAAAAAUGUUUUCAUCUGCUUAGUGGUUCAAGUUUGAAAGUAAUUGAAUCAUUUGUUUCAUUAA